Molecule: messenger RNA, 766 nt
Organism: Aegilops tauschii subsp. strangulata
Lineage: Eukaryota; Viridiplantae; Streptophyta; Magnoliopsida; Poales; Poaceae
Product: avenin-like a5
Molecular function (GO): nutrient reservoir activity
Source: RefSeq, a predicted model, not a curated record
ACCAUCCUUCAUCACCCUCCACACAAACAUAAACAUCGAAGCAAGCUUGUAGCCAACCACCAUGAAGACCAUGUUGAUCCUCGCUCUCAUUGCCCUCGCGGCGACUAGCGUCGUUGCGCAGCUGGACACUACAUGCAGCCAGGGCUAUGGGCAAUGCCAACAGCAGCCACAACAACAGGUGAACACAUGCGCUGCUCUCCUGCAGCAGUGUAGCCCGACACCAUAUGUCCAGUCACAAAUGUGGCAGGCAAGCGGUUGCCAGUUGAUGCGGCAACAGUGCUGCCAACCGCUGGCCCAGAUCUCGGAGCAGGCUCGGUGCCAUGCCGUCUGCGGUGUGGCCCAGGUCAUCAUGCGGCAGCAGCAAGGGCAAAGUUUCGGUCAGCCUCAGCAGCAGCAAGGGCAAAGUUUUGGCCAGCCUCAACAGCAGGUUCCCAUUGAGAUAAGAAGGAUGGUGCUUCAGACCCUUCCAUCGAUGUGCAACGUGAACAUCCCGCAAUAUUGCACCACCACCCCAUGCAGCACCAUCACUCAGACCCCCUACAACGUCCCUAUGGCCACUACCUGUGUUGGUGGUACCUGCUAAGAUCUGUGAUGCGCUAACUAGACCGAUCACCAUUUAGUUUAGAUGAUGGAUGAAGGGUGAAAAAUAAAAUAAAAGUGCCAUACAUCAUCAUGUGUGGCCAGUACCGUUGCAACAUAGAAAUAAGAAACCUUUGUUUCUCAAUAAAGCUUUUGUCUGAAUAAAAGUGCAUGUUUGCAUGAUAAA